AUGACUCUAACUAACAUUGAUCAUGAGAAGCAAAUAUACUGCUUCAAAGUCUUCUAUGCAUUUCUUGUGGUGCUUUUACUACACAUGAACAAUCCUUGCAUUGGAUGCAGUGAGAGGGAACUGCAAGCCCUCCUUGCAUUCAAACAAGGCCUCGUGGAUGACGACAAUCGCCUCCUUUCAUGGGCCGGAGUCUACUGCAGCAACCACACUGGCCAUGUUGUUAAGCUUGAUAUUGGAGGCCAAUGUUUGCAAGACUGUAAUCUUCAUCCUCCAAUUAUAUCCUCUGUUUCUGUUAUGAACUCUUCUAAAUCUCUUGUUCGUGUCGAUCUCUCCUACAACAAUCUUAACUCUUCAAUCUUUCAAUGGCUGUCCGGUACUCAUACCAACCUUGUUGAUCUUGAUCUAUCUGGGAACAAUUUAAAUGGUUCCUCAAUUCCUGAUGAUUUCGGAAACAUGAGCUCUCUUGCAUCUCUUACUCUCUUUGAUAGCAGACUUAAAGGGGGGGAUCCCAAAUUCGUUUGCCAAGUUAUGUAG
Messenger RNA from Prunus persica (peach), 534 nucleotides. RefSeq names its product putative leucine-rich repeat receptor-like serine/threonine-protein kinase At2g24130. The record is from RefSeq and is a predicted model, not a curated record. Bases 1 to 534 code for a protein of 177 amino acids. The transcript is spliced from 2 exons. NCBI's taxonomy places the organism in Eukaryota, Viridiplantae, Streptophyta, Magnoliopsida, Rosales, Rosaceae. Gene Ontology annotation, molecular function: protein binding.